AUGGAGACCAUAUCACCGGAAUUGACGCCAGUUCUUCAGAAACUGGUUUAUAUUCGUCGAGAGAUUAUGGCCAUUGGGUCACGACCCAAGUUUUCUGCCAACAGUUUGAAACCGCUGUUGGACGAUUUGCGGGCUAUUGAGAGUACUCGAGUGGAUGAUAAGUUUGUAGGAGCCGAUGGCAAGCCCAUUGAAUCGGGCCAGUCGACUGUCAAUGGUAUUCUAGAAAAGUGUCAUACACUUAUCAACGAUUUCCUAGCACACGAAGACCAUGUUGCAGAGGAGCUAAAACCUAUCUAUAACCAACUGGUGGAAAUGAAGGGGACCUUAGAAGGACUUCUGAUCACACACCGAUGGACAUUAAGAGAGACGGAUUUAUACUUUUACCAGAAAAAGUUACAAGAGAUUGAUGAUCUCAGAGUGAAUGGAGUAUUCCGAGUAGGCGAUUCUGGUGACGGAACGGCCGCCAGUUCUGACGAUCCGUCAGCUCCACCACCCAAAGGACAGUCAAUUCUCCUGUACCUGAUUCGCCGAUGCUACGCCAUCAUUUACAAACUACUCGAGUCGUCUGAACCAGUAUCUGAAGCACUGACACCCAUUCACAACCAGCUGACAACGACCCGACGAUGUCUGUUAGAAGUGAAGCGAAUGGGCGGGCUGUCGUCGGCCCGCGAGCUGUACCCGUACCAAAUGAAGCUGGCAUCCAUCGACAACCUGCGAGUGGAUGGGAAAUUCAUGGUUGGCAACACAAUUCCCGAGGGCCAGGGAAUGCUCAACGCGCUCCUGUCGGAAUGUUUCGACAUCUGCUACGAACUCAAGGUCGAAAUGGACGAGCAAAUCGCCGCCUCGGCCACCGCCACGCCCACUGCCAGCGCUGCCGAGAGCGAAGACGUCGACAUUGACGACGACGACGACAACAACAACAACAAUCACAACCACAACGACGAUUAG
Molecule: messenger RNA, 948 nt
Organism: Sugiyamaella lignohabitans
Lineage: Eukaryota; Fungi; Ascomycota; Dipodascomycetes; Dipodascales; Trichomonascaceae
Exons: 1
Coding region: 1-948 (315 amino acids)
Cellular component (GO): cytoplasm; nucleus
Source: RefSeq, a predicted model, not a curated record